Lingula anatina is the source of this 2646-nucleotide messenger RNA. RefSeq names its product H/ACA ribonucleoprotein complex subunit DKC1. Lineage: Eukaryota; Metazoa; Brachiopoda; Lingulata; Lingulida; Lingulidae. The record is from RefSeq and is a predicted model, not a curated record. Gene Ontology annotation, cellular component: box H/ACA snoRNP complex. Gene Ontology annotation, biological process: rRNA pseudouridine synthesis; mRNA pseudouridine synthesis; snRNA pseudouridine synthesis. Gene Ontology annotation, molecular function: RNA binding; pseudouridine synthase activity.
CGAGUGUACUGCACGUGGAAGAUGGCGGACAGCGUGGAAAAGAAGAAAAAGAAGAAGCAUGUGGACCUUGGGGAAGUCCAGCAUUCUGAGUCUUUUAUAAUCCAGCCUUCUAAAGCAGUAGGAAAAUUAGACACAUCACAGUGGCCAUUAUUACUGAAAAACUUUGAUAAACUAAAUAUCAGAACAGGCCACUAUACCCCAAUAGCAAGUGGAUGCUCCCCUCUCAAAAGACCAAUUGAAGACUAUGUCAAAGCUGGUUUCAUCAACCUGGACAAGCCAGCCAACCCCUCCUCUCAUGAAGUUGUAGCUUGGAUCAAACGGAUCCUUCGAGUGGAGAAGACUGGCCACAGUGGGACGUUAGACCCUAAGGUCACCGGGUGCUUGAUCGUGUGUGUGGAGCGUGCAACGAGGCUCGUGAAGUCCCAGCAGGGUGCAGGGAAGGAGUAUGUGUGUAUGUACAGACUCCACAGUGCCUGUGAUGAUGAGAAAAAAAUUACCCAGAUCAUAGAGAACCAGCUGACAGGUGCCCUCUUCCAGAGGCCGCCACUGAUCUCAGCGGUAAAACGGCAGCUUAGGGUCCGCACAGUGUAUGAAAGUAAAAUGAUAGAGAUAGAUAAAGAGAGAAAUAUGGGAAUAUUUUGGGUGAGCUGCGAGGCUGGCACGUACAUCAGAACCCUGUGCGUGCACCUGGGGCUACUGCUCGGCGUAGGCGGACAGAUGCAGGAGUUGCGGCGUGUGCGGUCAGGGAUACAGUCAGAAAAGGAGGGGUUGGUGACCAUGCACGAUGUCCUGGACGCCCAGUGGCAGUUUGACCACAACAAAGACGAGUCGUACUUGCGACGAGUAAUCAAACCCCUCGAGGCAUUGCUGGUGUCACAUAAAAGAAUUGUCCUCAAAGACAGUGCUAUCAAUGCUGUAUGUUAUGGUGCCAAGAUCAUGUUACCCGGGGUGCUGAGGUAUGAAGAUGGCAUAGAGAUUAACGACGAGAUCGUAAUAGUCACCACAAAAGGAGAGGCUGUUGCUUUAGCCAUAGCACAGAUGACGACAGCUGUCAUGGCGACAUGCGACCAUGGUGUGGUUGCAAAACUGAAGCGAGUUAUCAUGGAAAGAGACACAUACCCCAGGAAGUGGGGACUGGGACCAAAGGCUUUGGCAAAGAAAAAGAUGAUCAAAGAAGGUCUGUUGACAGAGCAUGGUAAACCUAAUGAAAGGACUCCUCAGGACUGGCAGAAUACCUAUGUGGAUUACAGCACCCCUAAGAAAGUAGUUGAUGGGGGAGGUGACGCAGGAACUCCCAUGGGAGUCCAAGAGAGCAGUGGGGCCAAAGCUGAAAAGAGGAGGCACAGUUCCAGCAGUAGUUCAGACGAGAGUGCUCCUGCCACCCCUGCUCCAGCCACUCCAAGCAGUGAGAAGAAAAAGAAGAAGAAAAAGAAAGAGAGUGCAGAAGAACCAGAUGUGGAGAAAUCUGAAAAGAAAAAGAAGAAGAAAAAGAAACACAAAAAGGAAAGUGCUGACAGUGAUUGACAGUAAUAGAUUGAGGAAUGAAACGUAAUUCUUUUGAAAGAAAGAAUUCUUUAAAAGAAAAAAAAGAGAAAAUGAAAGGAUGACAGAUAUGGAAAGCAGCAGAGAUAAAAGCAUGAGAAUGACUUAAGAAUAAAGCAAGCUGGACAUUGGGGGAACCAGUGACAGAUGUAUAAGUAGCUAAUGGAUUAAGAGUGUUGUUCUUCAGGAAGAUUCCAAAGUGAACGUUUACAAAGUUUUCAAGGAGAGCAGGAAAAGAAUUUUCUGAAUAUUUUUGGGAGCCCAAACUAUUAUUUUUGAUAUGAUACCGAUGCAGAUCUGCGAUAAGGGGGGGGGGGUGGGGGGGUAGUUCUGGUCCCAACGCCAUUUUUAAAGAUUUUUUCCACUAAUUGGCAGCCUCAUCCCUAGAAGAGGCCAUGACCUCUUUAUUACUGUACUUGAUAAGUGAUGGCUCAAUGAUGUGUCUCAGUAGAGCAGAAAGUGCGGGACAUUGAUAGUAUAUAUAGAUGCUUAUGACCCAUCUAUAGAUACAGUUUCAUUGAAUGUCAUCAUCAUGAAUAUACAAAGAACUGAGCCGAAAUUGCAAGCUGAACAGUUGGUAGGAGAGCUAAUUAUAACUACAUUUGCAAAUCUAGCUUUUUUUUUAACCACUGAAAAUAAUGUUUUGUCAUUUUUAUUAUAUUUCAUUUAUUAAUUUUAUUGUUAUUUAGUAUUUUAAGGAAUUGGUUGAGCCUGGAGAUUAUAUGAAAGAAAAUUGAUUUAUUUUUAUAGAAAAAAAGUGUAGUUCGUGACGCAACUACUGGCCCUAGUGUCUGGUGUUCUAUUACAGAGAAAAAAAACGAGCCACACGUGGCUUUGUAUGCCGUACUAAUAAAGAUAAUAGAUCGUGCAAUUUACUGUUUAUAUGACCGCUACUUCAGUAAACGUCAGGCAUUUUGCUCCUCUGCUUAACUACUGAGACCAAAAGUUACAAUGACAAUUAUUUCUUUGAAAUGUAACUGGAAUUUUUUUUUCAUAAGUCGAUAUGCAGCUCUGUCCUAUAUCGAUACGCUAUAGGCAAGACUGAAAAAAUAAAUUAUGAGAUGGAGGAGCACUUUCAUGUAAAUAAAAGAAUACUUAUAAUCA